This is a messenger RNA of Dermochelys coriacea (leatherback sea turtle), 8997 nucleotides long. It is a transcript of the gene ADNP, whose product is annotated as activity dependent neuroprotector homeobox. Gene Ontology annotation, cellular component: nucleus. Lineage: Eukaryota; Metazoa; Chordata; Testudines; Dermochelyidae. The record is from RefSeq and is a predicted model, not a curated record. Gene Ontology annotation, biological process: regulation of gene expression. Gene Ontology annotation, molecular function: DNA binding. Bases 4470 to 7925 code for a protein of 1151 amino acids. The transcript has 5 exons.
CCUAGCAAGUCUACUGCCAAUGCUGCUUAGUGGACCCCUUGAAACCUGCUCGUGGCCCCCCAGUGGGCUCUGGACCCCUGAUUGAGAACCACUGAGUUAGAAUAUCCCUGUCUGAUGGGCAAAGGAUGAGAGAGAGAUUUUUAACCUAAAAAGGGGAACGAAGAGGAAGAAAUCUCAGCUGUACGGUUGAUACUUCUGUCAUUAGAACCUUGCCUGCCUUUCAUUAGGGUUCUUUAUGUAUGAUGGGAAGCUGGAGACCCUUAUGCAAGAGCAGCCAACAUGAAGCUGGACUGUAAGCCCAAAAAGAUCAGAGACAAGGAACUUCUAGAGCGUUGACUGAUCAUUGCUGUUCCUGUGGUCUUAGGCAGGGAAAUGCAGUAUGCAUAAGAAUUUCCUGCACAGGGAUUUUUAUAGGUGUGCUGUAAAACCAUGCUGUAGAUGAACUCUCCAUCACUUCUCCCGCCCCCUAGCCCCCCCGGGGAAUAUAUACUUGGUUAUAUAAACAGUUAAAAUGGAAAACUGAUGAACUUCACAUUGGUCAGGGAAGUAGUGCUAACAGUCAUUUUGUUUUAGAGAGCCAGACAACCUGAAUUUUUGUGAUUAGCUAAUUUAAAAUAUCCAGUUUCUGAUACAGCAUUUCUUAAAUAGUAUAUUCUGAAUAUUUAAAAAAAAAAUUUUUUUUUUAGGCGUUAGACUUUCCAGUAGUGGAGAAACUGACUUAGUUGGGUGGGAAGAGGUGGGACUUGACUGUACAUAAUGAAGUAAACUGUACAAAGUAAACAAACUGAACAAAUAAAGAAAUAAUUGUUUCUUUCUUUAAGUUAUAGUGAUAUUGGUAUUGAAACUGUAGCACAUAUAAAAUUUUCAGAAGGUAUGUGAUGUCUUUUUCAAGUUUUCAUUCUAUAAAAGCAGCUAGCAUAGUCUCAGUCCAACUGUGGACACAGCCUAUGAGCACAUAGGAUAUGUCUACACUGCGUUUGGAUUGUGUGAUUAGACAUACCAUGCUAGUUUUUUCUAGUUUGCACAGGUGCCAAUAGCAGUGAAGCCAUGGCAGCAUGGGAUUCAAUGAGGCCUACCUGCCCAAGUACAAGUCUGGGUAUGCACUUGGGUGUCUAGCCCACACUGAAAUCUGUGCUGCCUAUUCACUGAUAUUGAUAUAAGUGCUAGCUGGAUUAAAGGUAGGUCAGGUAUGUCUGAAUGUGCUGCAGUUACAACUUUGAUUGCAACAUAGAUAUACAUGUAGUUAGGACCAUCAAACUAAUCUCAGGGCUUCAGUAUGGUGUUAACUCGAGAUAUAACUCUGGUCACCCUUAACCUGACUCCGCUCCACACGCAUAAAUCUUUAGUUUGAGUUAAAUUGUGCUUUACCUGGCUCAUAAGGGUUGAUACUCAAGUGCUGCUGCUGUUUGAGCUAGUAAUGCAGUGAGGAUGCAGCUACAGGCUACAGCUGGAGUUAGUAUAAUUCAUUAUCUGCUAAUCCCCUCAUUCUGCAAAUCUAUUUGCUUUGUGUAGUUUGAGUGCAGUGUGGUUUACAGUGUGUCCACUCUUGAGCAAGGUUAGCUUGAGUAGAGUAACUCGUUAACUGUAGCAGUGAAAGCAAGCCCUUGUUCAAGGACCGAUCUACCAUGAGUGAACUCCUACCAACUGACAAGCUGAGUACAGUAUCUGUUGUUUGUGACAGAGUGGGGGUGAAAUAGGUGUUUUUGUUGUCCAUAAAGAAAUUACCAGGAGUGUAGUGUGUUUUAUAUUGAAAACCAAUCUCCUUCAUAAGUUUAUAGCUUUUACUGGAAAAGUGAAACAUUAGUAGUGGCUCUCUAGAAGUGGUGUGCACCAGUAACUCCCAUUGGUUUCACAGGGAGCUGUGGGUGCUCAGUACCUCUGAAAGUCAGCUGGAGCUGUUUUACUACCAUGUGAGGAGUAGUCUGACAGAGGGAAAAUGAAGUAUUUAAUAUAAACAAAUGGUGGCUGUGUCAGGAUUCAAACCAUUUAUUCCUCUCAGUGCAGAAACAAAGCUAUCCAGAAGCCACACUUACCCUUUCAGGGAGGUUUCUGUGUCAGCUUUUCUUUCUCUGCCACUUCUCUCUCUGGCUUUUGUCACUCUGUUGUUUUUUUUUUUUCUCUGUGAUGUCCCUGACCCUGCUGUGUUUUUUUUCCUUGGCUUUCUCUCCCAUCUCUCUCUAUUCUGUCCCCCAGGCUCUUGGUGCUGUUUCUGCCUGCUGCUCAAAUCCGCUUGGCUCAACUGCUAUGGAAUGUUCAGGUGCCAGUGUUCCAGCCCCCUCCUGGUAAACAGGCAUCUCCCAUCAUUCACCUUGUGGUGGGCAGAGCACAAUAGGAUACAUGGCUGAAUAGUUCAUAGGCACAAGGCGGUUACAUUUCUCUUACUGGGGGAGCCAUAAUUUAAUAUUUUCAGAAUAGUAUGUUCAAAAAUCUCAACUAUAAUGUUGUAUUAACAGUCUUUUAUUCAUUCUACUUUCAUGGCUGGCUUCUCAGAGCAUGCUACUGCGCAUAAUUAACUAAGGGGGGUCUUUGGAAAUAGACCAUACUUAAAAUGUACAUUGACUAGUGAAGCCAGAGAAAAAAGUGGAGUCUCAUAGGAAACUAACAUGUUUUACUUCUUUGAACUAAGAAGCAUGCAUCUGCAGCCUGUUCUGAUACAUGCUAUUGUGUUGUACUUUUUUAUAUCUCAACCAAUAAUUCCCUUUAACUCGUAAAAUGUCAGUAAAAUGAGACUCUGCUAUUGGAGAAAAUGUUUCAGGAUUUUUAAAAUUCAGAAAAAUGCCAGAGGCUUGAUGAUCAUGAUUUGUACCAUGUAGAGUAACUAGUUUCAGUCUUUGGGGGUGGACUUGUUUGACCCUGCCACAGAAUGAAGUGCCCUGCUUUGCUCGGUGAUCACAUCUUCAGGUUGAUGUAGUAAUUGUAACUGAUGUGCUCCAAAUGGGCCUCAGCCAGGCAGGUAGUUUAUAUAAUUGAUCUUCAGGUGGGAGAGAAGAAUAUGAAGUGAUCGGGACUUGACAGAAAUGCAAAGGACUGACUAUUCAUUCUGUCCAGUCCUCUGUCCGAAAAGUAAUCCAGUAUGGCAGGGAAAUAAAUUUAUUGUUUAUAGUAAAAAUAUUUUUCAAAUAAAAUAACUGUUUCCCCAAUCUUAGUCAAUAACCCAGUUUACUAGUAUGUAAUGUAAAUCUCUUCUUUAGAAUGUAAAUUCUGAGGUUUUUAAAACAAUAGUUAAAUUUUAAGUCUUUGCUUUAAACUUAUGUAUUUAAUACAUUAUAUUGUGUCAUAUCAGCCCAUUAAAGUUUAAUUUCCAUAACAAACUUAGUCCACAAAUUUCCAGAAACUUAAUCCAGUUCCUGUAAUGGUGCCAAUACUUCAUUAGGGUGUGGGUGUUGUCAGGAAGUUUUGAAAUCCAUGAGACUAUCACUUGAAUCAAACAACUCAUAGGGGAAAAUCUGGUAAACUUUUUCUCCUCUGUCUGAAAAGCUCUAGUAAGUUAAUGGUCAACUAAAAGAUAUUUUGGAAGCUUUGAUGGAUUUGUUCACUCCUGGUUCCCUACAUUGAAGUUACCUGUCUUGUUCUGCUUCAAAACCUGCCUAAAAUAGAAGUACAUUGAUUCUUUUAUUAACAUGAAUGAAUGAGAUAAAGUGCAGCAAAUGGAUUAUAGAACAUAGUCUAAUAUAUUCCAACACCCAGGAUAAUCUACUUCACAUCUUAGUACCAGCAGAUAUGAACCUGAAUGAGACUGCUCUUCUGAAUCUUGCCCUACUGAAUAUAUUUCCUCAUGGUUGUGGUUGACAGCCGUAUUACCUUGGGCUGUAUGAUCUCCUAAACACUAGAUUGCAAGAUGGGUCUGUAUUUGGAUGGAAACCCCCCAAGGAGAAAACAGGUACAGUUGGUGACUCAGUAGGUGGCACUUCACCUCUUCAUCAGGAAUGAAUCAUGGCUCUAGAGGCACUGUCAUGCUGAAGGUGCUGUAUUUCAGAUGAGAUGUAAAACUGGAAGCCAUAACUGCUUGUGAGAUCAAAAGAUGGCAUGUGAAUAGCAGUGUUAGUUCUGGUAUCCUGGUGGAAUUGCAAUUUGGGUAAUUGAGUUCUGAAUAUCAAAAUAUUCUACUAUAGUGUCAACUAGAGGAAUUUUUUGCUUAAAAUUAAAACCUGCUAAAAUGUUUUGUAACAUUGCCAAUGAAGGAAGACUGCUGAGUUAAACUCUAGCAGUACCUCUAUUUCAGUCGUGAUACCUGUAUGUAUGAUUCAUAAUGGGCAUUAGUCCUUCAUGAUGAAACAUAAUUUAUAAAUGUAAGACUUACUCUUAUUACAUUCUUAUCUCUUGUCUUUAACACUUUGUUUUGUACAGCAGGAUAUGAGCCUUCUCCUAUGUCCGGGCUUUGGCCUCACACAGUAGGUGUAAUAUAAUCGCUGAGGUGGGCGUUCUGCAAGGAGAAUUAUUUUUGGAGGCUUUUGCAUGAAACUUGCCCAAUGAGUCUGAGACACCCAAGCACCAUUAAUUUUGGAGGAGUGGUUAUGGAACAAGAUGGAACAUUGCAUGAAACCAAUAGUGUCCAUGGGCUGCACCUCCAUAUUAAAGAAACUAUGUUCCAACUUCCUGUCAACAACCUUGGCAGUUUAAGAAAAGCCCGGAAAACUGUGAAAAAAAUACUUAGUGAUAUUGGUUUGGAAUACUGUAAAGAACAUAUAGAAGAUUUUAAGCAGUUUGAACCUAAUGACUUUUAUUUGAAAAACACUACGUGGGAAGAUGUAGGAUUGUGGGAUCCAUCGCUUACAAAAAAUCAGGACUAUCGGACAAAACCCUUUUGCUGCAGUGCAUGUCCAUUUUCGUCGAAGUUCUUUUCAGCCUAUAAAAGUCACUUCCGGAAUGUUCAUAGUGAAGACUUUGAAAAUAGGAUUCUUCUUAAUUGUCCCUACUGUACUUUCAAUGCGGACAAAAAGACUUUGGAAACGCACAUUAAAAUAUUUCAUGCUCCAAAUGCCAAUACACCGAGUGGAGGCAUCAGCACUUUUAAAGAUAAAAACAAACAUGAUAGCCUUAAACCUAAGCAGGCUGACAGUGUAGAACAAGCUGUUUAUUAUUGUAAGAAGUGCACUUACCGAGAUCCUCUAUAUGAAAUAGUUAGAAAGCACAUUUACAGGGAACAUUUUCAGCAUGUUGCUGCACCUUAUGUAGCAAAGGCAGGUGAAAAGUCACUCAACGGUGCAGUUCCCUUAAGUUCCAGUACCCGAGAGGAGGGUAGUAUUCACUGCAAACGAUGCCUUUUUAUGCCGAAGUCGUAUGAAGCUUUAGUACAGCAUGUUAUUGAAGACCAUGAACGUAUAGGAUAUCAGGUUACAGCAAUGAUAGGGCACACUAAUGUAGUGGUUCCAAGAUCCAAACCUUUGAUGCUAAUAGCUCCAAAACCACAGGAUAAAAAGCCUAUGGGACUUCCUCAAAGGAUGGGUCCCCUUUCCCCUGGGAAUGUCCGAUCUCUUCCAUCACAGCAGAUGAUGAAUCGACUCACUAUACCAAAGCCUACAUUAAAUUCUGCAGGAGUGAAUAUGAUGUCAAAUGUUCACCUACAACAGAACAAUUAUGGAGUCAAAUCAGUACCACCAAGUUAUGUUGGACAGCCGGGGGGAAGGCUAAACUUAAGUGGUAAUGCACCAGUUUCUAUUCCACAACAGUCUCAAACAAUGAAACAGUUUUCACCUAGUGGAAAUGGAAGGCCUUAUACCCUUGGAGGGGAGCAGAGAUCUCAGACUCCAGCAAGGUACUCUCUUCAGUCUGCCAAUUCAUCUUCUCUUUCAUCAGCCCAGUUGAAACAAACAUCAUUAUCUCAGUCUCAGGCAGCAUCAAGAGCAUUAGGUCAGUCUGGCUCAAAGCCUCCUGUGGCUGCUACAGGUCCUUCUGCUGUCAAUACUUCAUCGACACAAAAAUGGAAAAUUUGUACAAUCUGUAAUGAGCUGUUUCCUGAAAAUGUGUACAGUGUUCACUUUGAAAAGGAGCACAAGGCUGAAAAGGUGCCUGCAGUAGCUAACUAUAUAAUGAAAAUACACAAUUUCACUAGCAAAUGUUUAUACUGUAAUCGCUAUUUACCCACUGAUACAUUGCUUAAUCAUAUGUUAAUCCAUGGACUGUCUUGUCCAUACUGCCGUUCAACUUUCAAUGAUGUUGAAAAGAUGGCUGCUCAUAUGCGAAUGGUUCAUGUUGAUGAAGAAAUGGGACCUAAAACUGAUUCCACUUUAACCUUUGAUUUGACAUUGCAGCAGGGUAGUCACACUAAUAUACAUCUACUUGUAACCACCUAUAAUCUGAGAGAUGCCCCUGCUGAAUCUGUAGCUUAUCAUGCUCAGAAUACUCCUCCUGUUCCUCCAAAACCACAGCCGAAAAUCCAGGAGAAGGCAGAUAUACCUGUGAAAAGUUCUCCUCAAGCAGCAGUCCCCUACAAAAAAGAUGUGGGUAAAACACUCUGCCCUCUCUGCUUUUCAAUCCUAAAAGGACCUAUAUCUGAUGCACUUGCACAUCACUUAAGGGAGAGGCAUCAAGUAAUUCAAACAGUUCAUCCGGUUGAGAAAAAGCUAACAUAUAAAUGCAUUCAUUGUCUUGGUGUAUAUACCAGUAAUAUGACUGCCUCAACUAUAACGCUACACCUUGUUCAUUGCAGAGGGGUUGGGAAGACCCAAAACGGCCAAGACAAAGCUAAUGCGCCAUCUCGACUAAAUCAGUCUCCAGCUGUAGCACCUGUGAAACGUACUUAUGAACACAUGGAAUUCUCUCUGAUGAAGAAAAGAAAAAUGGAUGAUGAUGACUCACCAUCUGCCUUUGAAGAGAAACCUGAAGAACCUGUAGUUUUAGCUUUAGACCCUAAGGGUCAUGAAGAUGAUUCUUAUGAAGCCAGAAAAACAUUUCUUACAAAAUAUUUCAAUAAGCAACCGUAUCCCAGUAGGAGAGAAAUUGAAAAGUUGGCUGCCAGUUUAUGGCUAUGGAAAUCAGAUAUUGCUUCACAUUUUAGCAACAAAAGAAAGAAAUGUGUUAGAGAUUGUGAAAAGUACAAGCCUGGUGUGCUACUUGGUUUUAACAUGAAAGAAUUAAACAAAGUUAAACACGAAAUGGAUUUUGAUGCUGAAUGGCUGUUUGAAAAUCAUGAUGAAAAGAAUUCCAGAGUCAAUGCUAGUAAAACUGUUGAUAAAAAAAUAAACCUAGAAAAAGAUGAGGAAAGUUCUUCAGACAGUUACGAAAACAUAGAAGAGGACUCUAAUGAAAGCAGUAGUCCAUUUGGUCAACCAAUUUCAGAUGUUGGUCGUAAAACCUCUAUUGAUAGCAUAAUAGAGAAUACAGAAGACAGCAUAUCCAAGGAGACUGCUGAUGAAAAUCCCUUACAGUCUCCAGAGAAAUCAGACCAAAAACAGGAGGAAGGCUCAAAAUAUGAAGAGAUUCACUCUGCCAAGGAACCAGUUAAACUGGUAGGUGAUGCCUCAGAUAGUGAAGGUGAUCAAGAAGAUCAAGAUGAUGUUGCUGAAUGGAAAGAUGGAGCUUCGCAGUCUGAAAGUGGACCUGGCUCUCAGCAAGUUUCUGACUUUGAAGACAAUACAUCAGAGGUGAAACCAGAAGUUUGGACAGAUGAAUCAUCCCAGAGUGAAGAUGUUGGUAGUAGUAAACCAGCUGCAGAAAUAAAAGGGGUUGCCUCUGAAAGUGAUGAAGAGCAAUCAAAAUGGAAGAAUAGUUCCUAUGGAAAAGUAGAAGAGUUUUGGUCUAAGGACCAGUCACAAUGGAAAAAUGCAUCAGAAAUUGAGGAGAGUUUGUCAAAUCAGCAGAUGGAAUGGCAGAAUAGCACAAUUGACAGCGAAGAUGGAGAUCAGUUUGACAGUGUGACUGAUGGUGUAGCAGAACCAAUGCAUAGCAGCUUAACUGGUGUAGAGUUGAGCAGCCAGCAAGCAUAAGCUGCUCAAUUCAGAAGCAUGGGUAAAUAUGCUUCAAUCUACAACUGUCUAAAUACUUUCAUUUCAAUAUGACUGCUGAGCUUAAUUCUAACUGGUACUGCCUUUUGAGUGCUAGGUCAUCUGGCUAGUGGUUGAUGUGGCCACUAUUAUUCCAGUGGUUAUUCCUAAGUAUGCUGUUGGCUAAAUUUGCUUGAGAAUACCUACUGUGAUGAGCACAGUAACUUAAUGUGAAAACAGAUAAGCUGGUGGCUCCAGAAUGCACACAAAGAAAAGCAGAGGUUUUCUUUAUCUGCAUUUUCAACAUUUAUUUCACUCUUCGAUAUGUUCAGUUGUAUGUCUUUUUAAACAUUACCCUUUUUCACAUGGUAGUAUAGGGCCAACAUGAGCUACCAGUUCAAUGUGUAUAGUAGACUAUGGGGAAAUUGAUUUUUUUUUCAUGUAUCAUUCUGAAUAGUUGAAAUGUAUAUUUGUACAGUCUUUUAGACCUAUUCAAGUGAAGCUUAUGAAAUUGUUAUUGUGUACCCAUCAUAGAUUUGUUUCUCUUUUUUAGUGUUGCCCUGCUGUGUAAUAAAUGCUGUAUCUAGUUUACCUAGCAAAAGCUUGAAACUGCUAUAGUAUGAAUUUUGACAAACUUAGUUUUUGCACAUAACCUUGUACAAUCUCAAAACUGAGGCCAGCAACAUAAAAAAUUAUAUCUGGACUCUAUUGUAUUAUAGAAUUUUCUUGUUCUGAAUAUCCUUGACAUUACAACUGAUGACAAAUGUAUUUCAGAGCCAUUUUCUGAAAUCUUUUAAGCUAAAAAAGAAAAAAUCACAUGCAAGAAACAAGUUUGCAGCUACUAAUUUUGACACCUUUUAGAUCUGUAUAAAAGUGUAUUGUGUUGAAGCAGCAUACAGAAAUAAAAAUGCUGCAUUUUGGAUAUUUAGUUUUAUCUUUAGUUAACACCAACAAGGUGUUUGUAUUCAUUUAUACCAUCUAAUAUAUGACACACUGUUGUAGUAUGUAUAAUUUUGUGAUCUUUAUUUCCCUUUGUAUUCUUCAUUUAAGCAUCUAAAUAAAUUGCUGUAUUGUG